Penicillium diatomitis is the source of this 1557-nucleotide messenger RNA. Its product is annotated as methionine aminopeptidase 2. The record is from RefSeq and is a predicted model, not a curated record. Gene Ontology annotation, biological process: proteolysis. The transcript has 7 exons. Gene Ontology annotation, molecular function: metalloaminopeptidase activity. Lineage: Eukaryota; Fungi; Ascomycota; Eurotiomycetes; Eurotiales; Aspergillaceae. Bases 1 to 1557 code for a protein of 518 amino acids.
AUGGAAUCGAAAUCAGUCUGUUCAAAGUAUUCGCCACAUGACACAGAUGUUUACUUCUCGCAGAUCAUCCAACGGCUGUUCCGCAAAUGGAGAUCCGUCAUUAAGCGGGGCGGGCGGAUCUUAUCGCGUGAGAAAAUCUUUCCCCGACGCCUCCAAACCUGGAACCACCUCCGGUUCGUCUUCUUCUCCCUCUUUCUGCUCACUUUCAUCCCCCCCACAAUGGCUGCCCAGGCGACCGAGAAGCUCGAGCAGCUCGAUUUGAACGGCCAGAACGGCGCCCAGGCCGACGCCCCCGCGGCUGGCCAGACGGUCUCUGGUGACGCCGAGGAUGAUUCCGACGACGACGAUCAGGUCGAAGGCGAGGGUGCUGCUGACGCCGGAGCAUCUGGAGCUGCCAAGAAAAAGAAGAAGCGCAAGUCAAAGAAGAAGAAGAAGGGCGGUGCCAAGGUCCAAAGCGAGCCACCCCGGGUCCCCGUCUCACAAUUAUUCUCCAACAACACAUACCCCGAGGGUGAGAUUGUCGAGUACAAGAACGAGAAUUCAUAUCGCACAACCAAUGAGGAGAAGCGCUACUUGGACCGAAUGAACAAUGAUUUCCUGCAGGAGUACCGUCAAGGUGCCGAGGUCCACCGUCAGGUUCGCCAGUACGCACAGAAGAACAUUCGCCCUGGCCAGACAUUGACGGAAAUCGCCGAAGGCAUUGAGGAUUCUGUACGUGCGUUGACCGGUCACUCGGGUCUGGAGGAAGGCGAUAACCUCAAGGGUGGUAUGGGUUUCCCAUGCGGUCUGAGCAUCAACCACUGCGCAGCUCACUACACUCCUAACGCGGGCAACAAGAUGGUCUUGAACCAAGGAGACGUCAUGAAGGUCGACUUUGGUGCUCACAUCAAUGGUCGCAUUGUCGACAGUGCGUUCACCAUGAGCUUUGAUCCCGUCUAUGAUCCGCUUUUGGAGGCUGUCAAGGAUGCCACCAAUACUGGAAUUCGGGAAGCCGGAAUUGACGUCCGUAUGAGCGAUAUCGGUGCCGCCAUUCAAGAAGCCAUGGAGAGCUACGAGGUCGAACUCAACGGAACGAUGCAUCCAGUCAAGUGUAUUCGCAACUUGAAUGGACACAACAUCGAACAGCAUGUCAUCCACGGAGGCAAGAGUGUGCCAAUUGUCAAGGGAUCUGAUCAGACUAAGAUGGAGGAAGGUGAAGUCUUUGCUAUCGAGACUUUCGGUAGUACCGGCAAGGGAUACGUUCGCGAAGAGAUGGAAUGCUCUCACUACGCUAUCGCUCAAGAUGCACCCAAUGUGCCUCUUCGCCUUUCUUCCGCUAAGAGCCUGUUGAAUGUGAUCCAAAAGAACUUUGGCACAUUACCAUUCUGUCGCCGGUACCUCGAUCGCUUGGGUCAGGAGAAGUACUUGCUUGGACUGAACAACCUGGUCUCCUCUGGCAUUGUGCAAGACUAUCCUCCACUUUGCGAUAUCAAGGGCUCUUAUACCGCCCAAUAUGAGCAUACCAUUGUACUCCGUCCUAAUGUGAAGGAAGUCAUCAGCCGUGGAGACGACUAUUAA